AUCAAAUUAGUCUGUCAAAACCGUCAAGUGCGUCAACGCUUUCAGGCGUUGGUGUUUGUUUUUGUCAUUUCUUCGAUUCCUCACCGGUUCCACUUGUUUUCUCAUUCUCUUGUCUCUGUCCACUGACUGAGCUUCUUUUCAGAACUGGGUUUUUCUUUUUUGUUUUUUUUUGUUUUAUAUUUUAUAUUUUAUAUAUUUUUUUUUAGUAAAAAACGAAAAAAAAUCCUUUUGGAAGUGAGGGUUGAGACUGAGACUAAUGGAGUAAGAGCUUAGAGCUAGGUAGUAUGAUAAAAUAUUGACAUUCUUUUGUUGGGUUAUCUUGGAAAAGAAUCAGAGAGAAAGAGAUUUUGUUGGGUUCUUUCUUUCUCUUCAGGGCUCUCUUUCUUUUCUUUCUUUCUUUCUCGUUUGUGUUGCUGAGUGGGGGUGUGUACCGGGGCAGUUAUGGUGCGAAAACACGGAUGGCAGCUACCUGCUCACACUUUUCAGGUUGUUGCAAUUACUGUAUUCUGCUUGUUAGUGGUCGCAUUCUAUGCUUUCCUUGCCCCUUUCCUUGGAGGCCGUAUUUGGGAGUACAUUCUGGUUGCCAGUUACUCUCCAGUGGUAUGCACUCCUUGUUUUCAUUCUUUAUGUUCGCUGUACCGCAAUUAACCCAGCAGAUCCUGGCAUUAUGUCUAGAUUUGAUCAUGGGGUAACAAAUAAUCUCAAUGCGAAUCAUGGGUUAUCAGUGAAAGACCUGCCUAGAAAAUUUGAUGAAAUUGCAAGCGGGGAGCAUUCUUCUCCAUCAUCAGCUUCCAAAAGUUCUAUUGCAGGGGCUAACUCUAGUAAGAAAGGCUCAGCAAGUGAAAUUGGGGGAGUAAAUAUUCCCGCAGAACCCACAAGCCGAAAAUCAUGUUCUAAGUUUGGAGGAAUCUUCUGUGCGUUGUUUGUACAUGAAGAUUGCCGUAAACAGGAAGGGGCUGCUGAGGAGCAGGGAACUGUUGAAGAUGCUUUGUUCUGCACAUUGUGCAAUGCUGAGGUUCGCAAAUUCAGCAAACAUUGUAGAAGUUGUGACAAAUGUGUGGAUGGUUUUGAUCAUCACUGCCGGUGGCUUAACAAUUGUGUGGGGCACAAAAAUUAUGUGACUUUUAUUGCUCUCAUGGCCAUUAGUCUUGUUUGGCUCGUUUUUGAAUCGGGAGUUGGUACUGCUGUUCUAGUGCGUUGCUUUGUUAACAAGAAAAGCAUGGAGACUGAAAUUAUUGAUAGACUUGGAAAUGGUUUCACUCGUCCCCCAUUUGCAACAGUUGUGGCUGUAUGUACUGCAGUUUCCAUGCUGGCAUGUAUACCUUUGGGUGAACUAUUCUUUUUCCACAUAAUUUUGAUAAGAAAGGGUAUUACAACCUAUGAAUUUGUUGUGGCAAUGAGAGCCAUGAGUGAGGCACAUGCAGGAGCAUCUGUUGACGAGGAACUGCCUAAUAUAAUGUACUCCCCAUCAGGCUCUGCUACAACUGCUUUGAGUGGUGGUAGUUCCUUGGGUCUGCAAUACAAGGGGGCAUGGUGUACCCCUCCCAGGGUAUUUGUGGACUAUCAGGAUGAAGUUGUACCUCAGUUGGAGCCGGGAAUGGUUCCAUCGACUGUCGAUCCAGAUGCAACUGGAAUUUCAGAAAGAGGGCAAAGGGUACCCAAAAGGCCUGUCCGUAUUAGUGCUUGGAGGCUUGCAAAGUUGGAUUCUAAUGAAGCAAUGAGAGCCGCUGCGAAAGCCAGGGCAUCAUCCUCUGUUCUUCGGCCAGUUGAUAGCCGUCGUUCACAAGAUCCUGAAUUAAGCUCCAGUGGCAACAUGAGCAUCAGAAGUAGUGUGAGCAUUGACACAGUAGCAAACAAAGAGAUGAAGAACGAUCAGAGAUUAUCUCCCUUGAGAAACUCUUUUGCACCAAGCCAAGGUAGCCGGGAUGAAUACGAAACUGGGACUCAAAGUGUGAGCAGCUUCAGCAGUCCAAGCCAUGUUCAUGAGGCGGUCACACUUAGCCCUCUACCACAAAGUCAUGGUUUGGGUCGUUUUAGUGCAGCUGCCCCUUUCCCAGGCCUAGUUCAUGAUCGUCCAUUAACUUCCAAGGCAGCUUUUCCAAAUGUGAACGCCUCGACAUCCCAUACUUUGGGCUUCGAUGAAAAGAUCACGCACAAGGGAGGUACUGAUCCUAUACUGCUUUCUGCUCCAGCUACUUCUCUUCUUCGAGACGUUAAACGGACAUCUGUUGUUUGGGACCAAGAAGCUGGAAGAUAUGUAUCGGUUCCUGUAUCAGCUUUAGAAGCUAGAAACAGAUCAUCCAUGCAAAUAGGAUUGCCAAGCUCUACUGCAGAAACAAGCACUUAUAGCAGCAGGCCAGUUUUUCCACCACAUGAGCCUUCAUCUUCUGCUGCAAAGGCUCCAGUUCCACAAGCAGAAAAGCUGAUGUACACAGGAGACUCAAUUUUCUUUGGGGGUCCGCUUUUGAGUGUACCAUUGAGGGAUAGUUUGAAGAACGAACGGGGUUCGGGUUCUAGAGAGGGUCAAGAGAGAGUGACCCUUAAUUUGCCUCGGGAGUCAAGAUUUAAAAGGGAUUCAGCAUCAAACCAGCUUCCUGUGUUUGUCCCAGCCCCAUCUGGCUCUGGUUUCAAGUAGCUUUAAGCUUAUGAUUGAACUUCUAACAAAGUGUAUGUAUGAUUUUCUUCGAGUUAGGCGGGUUGGGUGAUGCUCCAGCUCUUUCUCAAUUGAAUUUUGGGCUUUUUAGUGAAGUCUUUCUUAUUUUAGGGUUUGUAAAUAAGGCAAUCUCCCUGGACAUUGUGACCAAAGAAUCUGACUCAAUUCCUUCAUGGACAACGUUUAGAAAAUUUGAUCGAGAUUUAUUUAUUUUCCAAUUUGCAGUGUUUA
Molecule: messenger RNA, 2884 nt
Organism: Corylus avellana
Lineage: Eukaryota; Viridiplantae; Streptophyta; Magnoliopsida; Fagales; Betulaceae
Product: putative protein S-acyltransferase 19
Biological process (GO): protein targeting to membrane; peptidyl-L-cysteine S-palmitoylation
Cellular component (GO): endoplasmic reticulum; Golgi apparatus
Molecular function (GO): protein-cysteine S-palmitoyltransferase activity
Source: RefSeq, a predicted model, not a curated record